CGCACAGUAACAACUCUCAAGUGAUAAAAUCUGGUUCACUUUGUUGAAUGUAUGAGUUAUAGAAAGAAGUCUAAUCCUAAAGCUACCAACUCUUUCUCAGUCUCAUCCUCAUCAAAAACUCAUUUUCUUAUAUCAGCUCAGUUCAACAUAAUCUCCUUUCAGAAUUAUUUCACCAAACUCUACAACAUCUUCUUUCUCCAAACAACCUUGUAAAAGACUCGAAUGCAUUAAGUGAUAACUGUCAAAUUCAUAUACAAGGAAUAGAAGGACUAAUCAUAGUAAUAAGGAAACAAUUAAGACGAAAGCGUCCAUUAUCAAGGGACCAUGGAUCCAAUUGUCUCUACAGCUACUGAAAGUGCACUUAAUAUUACAGCAAGUUUGGUCAAACGACAAGUGGGUUACUUUUUUAAUUACAAAGACAAAUUUAAAGAGUUGGAAUCUUACAUUGAGAAGUUGGAACAUAAUAAGGAGAGACUACAACAUCAAGUUGAUAGUGCACUAAGGAGUGCAGAAGAAAUUGAAAAGGACGUUCAACGUUGCUUAACCCUCAUGGAUGAUAAGAUAAAAGAAUAUAAAAGUUAUAUUAAUGAUGAAUGUCAUGCAAAGACAAUUUGCUCAAUUGGUUUCUUUCCAAAUAAUUUCCGACUGAGGUAUCAACUGGGUAGAAAAGCUACAAAGAUGGUUGAGGAAAUCAUAGGAAAUGAGCUUUGGAAAACUUCCUUUGACAAUGUUUCGUACCAAGAAUUUCCGUCCAUUGAUGCUACUUUUUCAAACAAUGGUUAUGAAAGCUUUGGAUCAAGAACUAAAACUAUGGAGAUGAUCAUGAAAGCACUGCAAGACUCUACAGUUGGUAUGAUUGGAGUUUAUGGGCCUGGUGGUGUGGGUAAGACCACUUUAGUCAAAGAAAUCGCUAACAAAGCUCGAGAAAAGAAUUUGUUCGAGACAGUCAUCAUAGCAAAUAUUACAGGAAAUCCCGACUUCAAAAUAAUUCAAGAGCAAAUUGCUGGCAUGCUAGGAAUGAAAUUGGAAGAGGAAAGUGAGAUUGCAAGAGUAGAUCGUAUUCGAAAGAGGUUAAAGAAUGAAAAGGAGAACACCCUUAUUAUCCUUGAUGAUCUUUGGGGUGGAGUGGACUUUAAUAAACUCGGGAUUCCAUGUAAUGAUGAUGCAAGCCAACAAGAAGUCAAUGACAUGUCUGAUUUUGGUUCCAACAAUGACAUAUCUGAUUUUGGUUAUUAUAAGACAGAAAUGAAAGAGUUUUCAAAAGUUGAUUUGGAUAAGAUGAGAAAGGAAAAGUUGUCUAAGGAUUAUAGAGGAGGCAAAAUUCUUCUAACAUCUAGAAAUAAACAAGUAUUAUGUAAUGAAAUGGAUGUGCAAGAAAGCUCAAUUUUUUCUGUAGGAGUCCUUGAUGAAAAGGAAUCAGAGACUUUGCUUAAGAAAGUUGCUGGUGUGAAAAAUUCUGAGUUUGAUAGGAAUGCUACUCAAAUUGCGAAAUGGAGUGCUGGGUUUCCAAUAGCCUUAGUUUCCAUAGGAAGGACACUAAAGAAUAAAAGCUUAUCCACAUGGGAAGAUGUCUGUCAACAGAUUAAAAGACAAAAUUUUACAUCAGAAUGGGGAUUUACUGACUUCUCAGUAAAGUUGAGCUAUGAUCAUCUAAAAAAUGAGGAGCUUAAGUGUAUUUUCUUACAGUGUGCAAGAAUGGGAAAUGAUGCUUUGAUUAUGGACUUGGUGAAAUUCUGUGUUGGUUUGAAUUUGCUUCCAGGAGUGCACACAAUUACAGAUGCGAGGAAAAGAGUAAAGGAGAUGAUAAAAGAGCUAGAAGAAUCGAGUUUGUUGGUGAAAAGUUAUUCUAUUGACCGCUUCAACAUGCAUGACAUUGUGCGAGAUGUUGCUCUUUCAAUAUCAUCCAAGGAAAAACAUGUGCUUUAUAUGAAAAAUGCAAUUCUUGAUGAGUGGCCUCACGAAAAUGACUUUGAAAGGUACUCUGCCAUUUUCAUACACUUCUGUGACAUCAAUGAUGAGCUUCCUGAGAGUAUCCAUUGUCCUAGACUUGAAGUCUUACAUAUUGAUAAUCAAAAUGAGUCUUUUCAAAUACCAGAUCAACUUUUUAAAUCUAUGGUUCGACUCAGAGUGUUGGUACUGACUGGUAUUACUUUGUCUUGCUUACCUUCAUCAAUUAAAUGUCUAAAAAAAUUGAGAAUGCUUUGUUUGGAGCGAUGCACUUUAGGAGAGAACCUUUCAAUCAUUGCUGAGUUAAAGAAUAUAAGAAUCCUUACUUUUUCAGGAUCUAAUAUAAAAAAUUUGCCUCUUGAUUUUGGGAAAUUGGAUAAGCUUCAAUUUCUUGACAUAAGCAAUUGCUUAAAACUAAGACAAGUAACUUCCAAUAUCAUACCGAGGAUGGGCAUUUUAGAGGAGUUUUAUAUCAGAGACAACUUGAUUAUAUGGGAGGCUGAAGAGAAUAUGACAAGUGAAAAUGCUAGUCUCUCUGAGUUGAGGCACUUGAAUAAGUUACAAAGUCUAGACAUACACAUCCAUUGUUCUUCCCAUUUUCCCCAGAAUUUGUUUUUUGACAGGUUGAAUAAUUACAAGAUUGUCAUUGGUGAAUUCAACUUGUUUAACUUGCUUAAAGUGGGAGAAUUCAAAGUCCCUGACAAGUAUGAGGAGGUAAAAUUUUUGGCAGUAAACCUAAAAGAAGGUAUUGAUAUUCAUUCAGAAAAAUGGAUUAAAAUGUUGUUCAAAAGUGUUGAACAUUUGCUGUUGGGAGAACUCAAUGAUGUUGAAGAUAUUUUCUACGAAUUAAAUGUUGAAGGAUUUCCAAAUUUGAAACAUUUAUCCAUUGUACACAAUUUUGGCAUUAAGUAUAUUAUCAAUCCAACGGAGCGGUUUCACUCUUUUGUCGCCUUUCCGAAAUUAGAGUCCAUAUGGCUUUACAAAUUGUAUAAUUUGGAAAUAAUUUGUGACAAUCAGCUUAUCAAGACCUCUUUCCAUAAUUUAAAGGUCAUCAAGAUUCAAACAUGCAUUAAAUUGGUAAACCUUUUCCUAGUUUCUAUGGUUAGACUCCUCACUAUGCUUGAAACAAUUGAAGUGUGUGAUUGUGAUUCUUUGAAGGAGAUAGUUUCAAACGAAAGUCAAACUCAUACUAUCAGGAAUGAUAAGAUUGAGUUUCCCCGGUUACGACUUUUAAUAUUGAAGUAUCUACCAACAUUUAUUUGUUUAUAUAAUGUUGAUAAGAUUCGUGGUAGUGCACACCCGAUGCAAGACCAAGUAAUCCAACAAAGGAACAAAGAUAUUGUUGUUGAUGAUGAUCACAGGGUCACCAAUUCUUGUCUUCCACUCUUCAAUGAAAAGGUCUCAACUCCCAAAUUAGAAUGGUUGGAAUUAUCCUCCAUCAACAUCCAUAAGAUAUGGAGUGACCAAUGUAACCAUUUUUUCCAAAAUUUGCUUACAUUGAAUGUGACAGAUUGUGGUAAUUUAAAGUAUUUACUAUCAUUCUCUAUGGCUGAAAGUUUGGCGAAUCUUCAAAGCAUUUUUGUAAGUGAAUGUGAAAUGAUGGAGGAUAUAUUUCGUCCGGAAGAUGCAGAGUAUAUUGAUGUUUUUCCUAAGUUGAAGAAAAUGGAGAUUAUCUGCAUGGAGAAACUCUCUACCAUUUGGAAAUCUGAUAUUGGUUUACAUUCCUUUAGCAAUUUGAACUCUUUGGUGAUAAGAGAGUGCCAUAAAAUUGUUACAAUUUUUCCUAAUUAUAUGGGGCAAAGAUUGCAAAGCCUUCAAAGCUUGACAGUUAGAGAUUGCGAAUUGGUUGAAAACAUAUUUGAUUUUGCAAAUAUUCGGCACACUUAUGAUAUUAUUGAAGCAAAUUUGGUUAAUAUAUUUCUAGAAAAGCUGCCAAAUUUGGUGAACGUAUGGAAGGGUGACACCGAUGAAAUACUCAAAUGCAAUAAUUUGCAAAGAAUAGAAGUUUAUAAGAGUCCAAAAUUGAAAUAUCUCUUUCCAUUUUGUAUUGCUAAUGACCUACAAAAACUAGAAGUCCUUGAGGUAUGGUAUUGUUGGGCAAUGACAGAGAUUAUUGGUUUGGACAUACAUUCAAGUGAAACUCCUAUCACCUUUAAAUUUCCUCAUCUAAACACUCUAUCGUUAAUAGACUUACAUGAAUUGAGGAGUUUCUACUCAGGAAUUCAUACUUUAGAGUGGCCACCAUUAAAGAUAUUGGAAAUAGUUGACUGUAGCAUGCUCGAAGGAUUGACUUCAGAAAUCACAAAUUCAAAAGAACAACCAAUUGUUUUAGCUACAAAAAAGGCAAUAUAUAACGUGGAAAACAUGUCGGUGAGCUUGAAGGAAGCAGAGUGGUUGCAGAAAUACAUUGUUAAUGUUUAUAGAAUGCAUAAACUAGAAGAACUUACCUUGUAUAGAUUGAAGAAUAAUAAAAUUCUCUUUUGGUUUCUUCAUAGACUUCCCAAUUUGAAAAGUCUAAGACUGGGACUUUGUCACAUGAAAAGAAUUUGGACUCCUGAAAGUCUUAGUUCACGUGGAAAAAUAGGUGGUGUUAUCCAACUUAAAGAGUUAGGAUUAUAUAACAUGUUGUCUUUAGAGGACAUUGGUUUUGAUCAUGAUGUGCUUCUUCAAAGGGUAGAACGUUUAAUCAUCAGUGGAUGCAAAAAAUUGACAAAUUUAGCAUCAUCGAGGGUAUCUUUUAGUAACUUAACAUCCUUAAAAGUGGUGAACUGUAUGAUGAGGAAUUUAAUGACACUCUCAACUGCUAAAACUUUGGUUCAACUCACAACGUUGAAGGUAUGCUCCUGCCCAAUGAUUGUGGAAAUCGUUGCAGAAAAUGAAGAGGAAAAAGUACAACAGGUUGAAUUUAAACAAUUAAAAUCAUUAAAAUUGGUGUCUUUACAAAAUCUCACAAGUUUCUCUAGUGUUGAGAAGUGUAACUUAAAAUUCCCACUACUAGAAAAAUUAGUAGUAAGUGAAUGCCCUCAAAUGACAAAACUAUCUAAAGUCCAAAGUGCUCCAAACCUACAAAAAGUACAUGUUGAAGAAGGAGAUAAAGACAAAUGGUAUUGGGAAGGUGAUUUGAAUGCCACUCUACAAACACAUUUCACAGACCAGGUUUCUUUUGAAUAUUCAAAGGAUAUAAAUCUUGUUGAUUAUCCCGAGAGGAAAGUUCGACAUGGCAAAUUUUCCUUUCCGGACAAUUUCUUUGGAUGUUUGAAGAAAUUGGAAUUUGAUGAAGCAUGUAAAAGAGAUACUUUGAUUCCCUCUCAUGUACUACCUUAUUUGAAGAACUUAGAAGAAUUGAAUGUGGAGAAAUGCGAAUCAGCACAACUUAUAUUUGACGUAGACGAGAGUGAAAUCCAGAUGCAUGGAAUGGUGUUUCGUUUGAAAAAGCUUACUUUAAAACACUUGUCAAAUUUAAAAUGUGUAUGGAAGGAAAAUAUCGAAGAAAUUGUCAGCUUUUACAAUUUGGAAAGAGUGCAUGUUGAUGGUUGUGGAAGCCUAGUAACAUUGUUCCCUUUAUCACUUGCCAAACAUCUUGGGAAGUUGAAUACACUUUAUAUAGAGGAGUGUGAGAAAAUGGUAGAAAUAGUUGGAAGAGAAGAUAAAAUGGAACAUGGAACAACAAUUAUGUUUGAAUUCCCUUGUUUGUCAUAUCUAUAUCUUGAAAAGAUGCCACUGUUGAGUUGCUUUUACCCUGGAAAGCAUCAUCUAGAAUGUCCCUUGUUAUAUAUGUUGUGUGUGGAAUGUUGUCCUAAGCUGAAGGUAUUCAGAUCAAACUUUGAUGAUGAUGGUAAAAAAGAAGUUUUAAAGGCUCCAACUAACUUACAACAACCUUUGUUCUCAAUUGAAAAGGUUUUUCCCAAACUGGAGGGACUGGUACUCAAUGAGGAAUACAUUAAGCUUAUGACUGAUGCACGUUUGCCACAAGACCUUCUUUGUAAAUUAAGAAUUCUUACACUAUUCUUUGAGGAUGUUAACAAUGGGAAAGAGAGUUUGCCUUUUGAUUUCUUUCACAAGCUACCCAAUUUAGAAGGGCUUGGAGUACGAAAAUGCUUUGGUCUGAAGGAGAUAUUUCCCUCUCAAAAGCUUCAAGUUCACGACAAAGUACUUGCUGGAUUGAAACGAUUAUAUUUGUCGGAAUUAAGUGAGUUAGAGUGUAUAGGUUUAGAGCACCCGUGGGUACAACCAUACUCCAAAAAGCUUAAAUUAUUAAAUCUUUACAGUUGCCCUCGAGUAGAAAACAUAGUUUUGUGUGCAGUGUCAUUCAUCAAUCUUAAAGAGUUAUGUGUGAAUCUCUGUGAAAAGAUGGAAUAUUUAUUCACAUUUGCAACACUCAAAAGUUUGGUGAAACUGGAGAAUCUAAGCAUAAAGAAGUGUGAAUCAAUCAAAGAAGUUGUGAAAAAGGACGAUGAAGAUGGUUGUGAUGAGAUAGUAUUUGGACGACUCAGAUCAAUUACGCUGAAAUACUUACCGAGGCUAAUAAUCUUUUAUUCAGGCAAUGCCACCUUGCAAUGCUCAUGUUUACAAAAUGUGAUGGUAGUUGAAUGUCCCAAUAUGAAAACUUUCUCUGAAGGAGUCACGAAACUAGCCAUAUUUUCGGGGAUUCAAACAUCCGAUGAUUCUGAUUUCACUUUCUACGUCGAUCUCAACACAACUGUCCAAAGAUUAUUUCAUGAAAAGGAUUUUUUCAACUACUCAAAGUUUAUGAUUCUUCAUGAUUAUCUUGGAAUGAUGCGAGUUCAACACACAAAACCUACUAUAUCAGACCACUUUUUUGGAAGUUUUACGAAGCUGGAAUUUGAUAUAACGUGGAAUAGAUCCUUCGCAAUUCCGUCUCAUAUACUUCCUUACUUGAAGAACUUAAAAGAAUUGAAUGUGCAUAGCUGUGAUGUAGUGCAAGUAAUAUUUGAUACGGAUGAGAUUGAGGUUGAGACAAAGGGAAUAAUCUUUGGUUUGAAAAAGCUUACUUUAAAACACUUGUCAAAUUUAAAAUGCAUAUGGAAAGAAAAUUUACAAGGAAUUGUCAGCUUUUCCAAUUUGAAACAAGUGAAUGUUGACGGUUGUGGAAGCCUAGUAACAGUGUUCCCUUUAUCACUUGCCAAACAUCUUGGGAAGUUGAAGAUACUUGAUAUACAGGAGUGUGAGAAAAUGGUAGAAAUAGUUGGAAGGGAAGAUGAAAUGGAACAUGGAACAACAAUUAUGUUUGAAUUCCCUUGUUUGUCAUAUCUAAAUCUUGAAAAGAUGCCACUGUUGAGUUGCUUUUACCCUAAAAAGCAUGAUCUAGAAUGUCCCUUGUUAGAUCACUUAUAUGUGGAAUGUUGUCCUAAGUUGAAGGUAUUCAGAUCAAGCUUUGAUGAUGAUAGUAAAAAAGAAGUUUUAGAGGCUCCAACUAACUUUUUACAACAACCUUUGUUCUCGAUUGAAAAGGUUUCUCCCAAACUGGAGGGACUGACACUCAAUGAGGAAAGCAUUAAGCUAAUGAGCGAUGCACGUUUGUCACAAGACCUUCUCUGUAAAUUAGAAUCUCUUAUACUAUCCUUUGAGGAUGAUAACAAUGAGAAAGAUAGUUUGCCUUUUGAUUUCUUACACAAGCUACCCAAUUUAGAAUGGCUUACAGUACAGAAAUGCUUUGGUCUGAAGGAGAUAUUUCCCUCUCAAAAGCUUCAAGUUCACGACAAAGUACUUGCUGGAUUGAAACGUUUAUUUUUGUUGGAAUUAAGUGAGUUAGAGUGUAUAGGUUUAGAGCACCCGUGGGUACAACCAUUCAUCAAUCUUACAAAGUUAUCUGUGAAGCUCUGUGAAAAGGUGGAAUAUUUAUUCACAUUCUCAACACUCAAAAGUUUGGUGAAACUUGAGACUGUAAAAAUACAGAAGUGUGACUCAAUCAAAGAAAUUGUGAAAAAAGACGAUGAAGAUGAUUGUGAUGAGAUAGUAUUUAUACGGCUCAGAUCAAUUGAGCUGAAUUCCUUGCCAAAGCUUAUAAGCUUUUAUUCAGGGAAUGCCACUUUGCAAUGCUCAUAUUUGAAAAACGUGAUGGUAGCUGAAUGUCCCAAUAUGAUAACUUUCUCUCAAGGAUUCAUUAAAGUGCCAACCUUUUUGAAGAUUCAAACAUCAAAAGAUUCUGAUUCAACAUUUGACGGCGAUCUUAACACAACGAUCCAAAAGUUGUUUCACAAUCAGGUAAUCCAUGAGUCAUGAUGACAGUAAUGAGCGUUUGGAGUUCUUCUUCCUCUACCAUUUGGUUAGCUGUGAUUUCCGCAUUGCAAUAUCAGAGGCAGAGGGAACAAUGAUGAUACAAGUAUCAUGAACAAAAGUUUAUUCUAAGUCUGUUUUUUAUUGUUUGUAAUGCUUGAAAUACAAAUAAGGUGGACCUACAUGGCCAUUAUUGUAUGGGAUUAAGUUAGUUAUAUUAUGUAUGCAUGUUAGUCCUCAACUUAAAAUACUUUGAAGAUUGAACUUUGUAACAAUGUCAUGCCUGCCACACCUUAAUAACGUGUUUGAAUUGAGACUUUAAGAUCAUCCAUUAUUUACUGCUUUAGGAAUUUGCUACCCCUGUUAUUUUUAAGUUUUAUAUUCUUUGUAUAUUCUGGGGGGCAUGGCUUUGGAAGUGGUGGGCAGGGAUAUAGUUGUAUUUCAUCACACAGAGACGUAUCUCUAUCAGGUUUCAAAUAGACCUGCGUGAGGGUGACUGCGAGUAAAAUGUUAGGAAAAGGCAAUGUACUUAUCAUAAUU
Vigna radiata var. radiata (mung bean) is the source of this 8724-nucleotide messenger RNA. RefSeq lists its product as uncharacterized. The record is from RefSeq and is a predicted model, not a curated record. Gene Ontology annotation, molecular function: ATP hydrolysis activity; ADP binding. Lineage: Eukaryota; Viridiplantae; Streptophyta; Magnoliopsida; Fabales; Fabaceae. The transcript is spliced from 12 exons. Bases 325 to 8190 code for a protein of 2621 amino acids.